This is a messenger RNA of Colletotrichum navitas, 2436 nucleotides long. RefSeq names its product transporter Avl9. The coding region runs from base 1 to 2436 and encodes 811 amino acids. Lineage: Eukaryota; Fungi; Ascomycota; Sordariomycetes; Glomerellales; Glomerellaceae. The record is from RefSeq and is a predicted model, not a curated record. The transcript has 4 exons. Gene Ontology annotation, cellular component: cytoplasm.
AUGGACACCCCCGAGGUUGCGACGCCCACGUCCGGCGCUGUUACACCCCUGACAAUGCCUUCGACGCCGGCUAAGCCCGGCUUUAUACCUUUGGUCACGGUUGUCGACUUCCACCAUGCCCGCGGACCCGAAGUCGAGCUGUGGUUCGGCGCGGCGGAGGGCGUCGACCCGGCGGUCGAGUAUGACUGGGGUUUGUUGCCCUUCAUGGCGCUGAGCGACGGCGCGCAUUUGUCAAGCGAGGACUUUUCCUACUUCACCCUUCUCCGCCCCGCAACCGCCACGGGGCCGGCGACGUCCCUCUUUGGCAUCUCUUGCACGCGGCAGCUUGACGCCUCUCAGCUCCUCAAUCGCCCCGCCGAGGUGACGCGCUCGACGGUCCAGAAGGCCGUUGUCGUCAUCGCCGACACGCCGCAGCACUUUGGCAUGAUGCGUGAGCGCCUCAGCGUCGUCACCCAGGCGUGGUUCGCCCAGCGCGAGUUUACCGACACGGAGAUACUGCGCCGCUUCCAGGAGAGCCUUGCCGAGGAGAAGGAGCGCGGCUUCCUGACCGACGAGGAGAGCCGUGACCAGCACCUUGGAAUGAGCUUGCGAGAGCUUGUCCACGAGUUCAAGUGGCAGACGCUAGUGCUGUUCAAGUGCUGUCUGCUGCAGCCAAAGAUGCUCUUCUUUGGAUCACGUUGCGAACGGCUAUGCAUGAUGCAGUUUUCCCUAAUCUCUCUGAUACCCGGCCUAAUUCGUAAUCUCAUCGACUGCGCCGACCCGGAGCUGAACAACUACGAGAAGAGGCUGGUGAGGCCCACAAGCCUACGGACUAGCGAUCGCAACUCCCUGCUCACUUACAUGGGUCUACCUCUCCAGAUAUUUGGCAAGGGCAGUCUGUUCGGGCCAUAUACCCCCCUCCAGCAGCUCGACAUCCUCGCCGACUUUGGCACCAAGUCGUACAUCGUCGGCAGCACAAAUUCACUUCUCUUGCAACAAAAAGACCGCUACAGCGACAUUUUGAUCAACCUCGACGACCAUACUGUCAACGUCACUUCAUCCUCCCUCAGAAAUUCGCUGGCCCUCUCGGCCGCUGACCGUCGCUGGAUCGACUACAUCACGCAAGCCGUCAAUGAUACGUGGGACGACGCUAACCCGCAACGGCCCAACACCAUGGGCUAUGUCGGUAGUGAAGAGUUCAUCCGCCUCCAGUUCGAGGAGUACAUCCUCUCCCUCGUAUCCUCCGUCAAGUACCACAGCCACCUCCUGGCGAACCCGAAUAACCCCCGCGCUCUCCUCCCGCACAUCGAGGGCGACCCAUCCUACGACUAUGGCAGCGAUUUUAUCGAAUCGUGGUCCCGCACAGAGAACUAUCGCAUAUGGAACGGAAACACGGACUCGCACCUCUUCGAUGUCGUCGAGCCGCGGCACCCUUGCGCCGGCGGCCUCACCAUCGACGACGUCCAGCGCCGUAUCGCGCAGCAGGUCCAAGAUAUGCAUCUUGACGAACGCCUUGCCGUUGGUAAGGAAGUCCUCGGGCGGAACUUUGCCGUUGGCAAAGAAAAGGCGUCGAACAUGUUCAACAAGUUUUAUGCCGACAUGGAGGCCUUUCGCGAGGCGCAGAAGAAGAGGGCCGAGGAACAGCGCAUCGCGGCAGAGGCUGCUGCCGCCGAAGCCGAGAAGGCCGGCGUGCCCGCUGCCGCAUCUGCGGCAUCGUCGGGCGGAGCCACGGAUGCGGCAAAGGCGCAGGGCAAUGCGUCGUCUUCCGGGAACAAGGCCUCCUCGUACGUCAGCUCGUGGGUGACUUGGGCGGGCGAGAAGCGCAAGGCCGGAUGGGGCGGUGCCAGUGGCAGUAGUUCCCCAACCACGGCCAGCAGCGGCGGAGGAUACGGUUGGGGGCGUGGAUGGGGCAAAUCCAAGCCGGACGCUAACAAGGCUGGCAAGAGCGACAAGGACUCGGCCUCGGUAUCCGGGUCACGGGUAUCCACGUCAUCAGCGGGUAUGGACAUCAACCAGAAGCAGUCGAGCGACAGGCAUGAUUUCCAGCCGCUGACACAGGGCUCGUACACGGAGUCGGUAUUCUCAGCGGGCACCGUAGAGUCGGAGAUGUCCGCGAGCCCCACGGCGGACCGUCGGCCGCAAUCCAAGGAGGGUCUUUCCGCCGUGGCGGAUACGGCAGAAGUGACGACGCCGACAACAGCCACGGUCACCGCCGGAAGCGACGGUCGAUUGAACGGAGGGGUGAACACGACCACUAGGCCGGUGGCCCCUGACGCGGACAGAGAGGAGGAAGAGGCGACAGCUCCGGUCGCCGCCGUUACGAUCACCAAGGCGCAGCAGCCAGAACAUGAGAGUGACGACGACGACGACGACGCUGCUGCGAAGGAAUCGAGAGCUAUGGCCGCUGCCGCCGAGGCGGCAGCCGAAGCGGCCAAGGCCUGGGGCAGUGAUCGCUGA